Messenger RNA from Acanthosepion pharaonis, 840 nucleotides. NCBI's taxonomy places the organism in Eukaryota, Metazoa, Mollusca, Cephalopoda, Sepiida, Sepiidae. The record is from the annotation of a GenBank genome assembly.
AUGGAAUCCAUAUAUUUUAUUCAAUAUUCUUCUGAAAGUCUACGGGCUUACGGCCUUAUCACGUACGACCACCGAAUUAAGCAACGUCGAGCCUGCCUGCCUGCCUGCCUGCCUGCCUAUCUAUCUAUCUAUCUAUCUAUCUAUCUAUCUAUCUAUCUAUCUAUCUAUUUCAGUUCAUUCAUUAUCUCUCUAUCUAUCAAUCUAUCUAUCUGCUUUCGCAUCUCUCACUCUGUUAGUAUCUAUCUAUCUAUCUAUCUAUCUAUCUAUCUAUCUAUCUAUCUAUCUAUCUAUCUCAGUCUAUUCAUAUCUAUCUAUCUAUCUAUCUAUCUAUCUAUCUAUCUAUCUAUCUAUUUAUCUCAUUUUAUUCAUUAUCUAUCUAUCUAUCUAUCUAUCUAUCUCAGUUUAAAAUUAUCUAUCUAUCUGCUUUCGAAUCUCUCAAAGUUUGGUAGUAUCUAUCUAUCUAUCUAUCUAUCUAUCUAUCUAUCUAUCUAUCUAUCUAUCUCAGUUAAUUCAUUAUCUAUCUAUCAAUCUAUCUAUCUGCUUUCGCAUCCCUCAAAAACACUAGUAUCUAUCUAUAUCUAUCUAUCUAUCUAUCUAUCUAUCUAUCUAUCUAUCUAUCUAUCUAUCUAUCUAUCAAUCUAUUUUAAAGUAUUAGAUUAUCUCUCUAUCUAUCAAUCUAUCUAUCUAUCUGCUUUCCAUGCAACUCUUACUCUGUUAAUAUCUAUCUAUCUAUUUAUCUAUCUAUCUAUCUAUUUAUCUUCGAUUCAUCUAUCUCAUUUUUAUUUUGGACGAUCUAUCUAUCUAUCUAUCUAUCAAAUCUAUCUAUCUAUCUAUCUAUAA